This is a messenger RNA of Gossypium raimondii (Peruvian cotton), 1260 nucleotides long. RefSeq lists its product as hypothetical. Gene Ontology annotation, cellular component: chloroplast thylakoid membrane. Bases 191 to 1030 code for a protein of 279 amino acids. Lineage: Eukaryota; Viridiplantae; Streptophyta; Magnoliopsida; Malvales; Malvaceae. The transcript is spliced from 4 exons. The record is from RefSeq and is a predicted model, not a curated record.
CCUUCAAACUGGGACCCAAAAUCCAACUUCAACAGCAACAAUAUCCCACAGAUAUUUUACUCACUACAAUGCUUCUUCACCUUCUCAUUUCCAAAUCCAAUCUUCAAAGAAAUACCAGAAUCCGUAAAAAGAUUUUCAUGACAAACAAGCUUCCCUGAAACUAAAACCUUUCUGAAACCCUCUUCUGCAAAUGCUUCCAUCGUUUCAUCUCCUUUCCUCCCCUUCCCUUCUCUCCCUUCCUCCUCUUCACAACCCGUCUUAUUCCCCUCUCUUCCUUCUCCGAAAGCCCACUUUUUUGUCUGCCCACUCCAAACCCCACCUUGGGCCAUUCUUAUCUCAUGCUCAAGGACCCAUCACCACCAUAGCAGAAACCCAAGAGGAAGAAGAGGGACCUUUUGAGCUACCACCAUCUUCUACUUCUACUUCAAUCUUCGCUACAAAUGAUGACCCCACUCCUCUCCAAACUGCCACCAGUGUUUUGCUUACUGGUGCCAUUGGGGUCUUCCUGUUUCGUUCCCUUAGACGCCGUGCUAAGCGUGCUAAAGAGCUGAGAUUGAGGUCAUCAGAUACAAAGAAAUCAUUGAAGGAAGAGGCACUAGAUAACUUGAAAGCAAUUAGUUCAGCUUCAAUCGACACCAAGUCAUCAACACCCUCAGCAGUUCAAGCAUUGUUGGGAAGCAUAGCUGCGGGUGUCAUUACUCUUAUUCUUUAUAAGUUCACCACUACUAUUGAGGCAUCUCUUAAUCGCCAAACAGUUUCGGAUAAUUUCUCGGUUCGACAAAUAACAAUUACUAUCAGGACUAUUGUGAAUGGAUUGUGCUACCUUGCCACAUUUGUUUUCGGCAUCAAUUCUCUAGGCUUAUUCCUUUAUUCAGGUCAGCUUGCCUUAAAUUCCUUCAUGGAUGGCUCCUCUAGUAAAGAAAAUGAGAGUAAAAGUCAGGAGAAUGUAGGCUCAGUGAAAGAAGAUGUUGCAGAAGGGAUGGAAUUGACCAGUAGAAGGGAGGAUCAGAGUCCUGAUGAUAAACAAUAAUGGUAGAGAUAAUUCAACAAUAUAGUGGUAUAUAUAAGCUUCUGUAGUUUUAAUUCAUUUGCAAAGAGGAAAUGUUGAUGUUUUGCUUUCGCCACAUUGUUUCAAAUUUAUAACCUUCCUUCGUGAUAGUUAUGCAGUUUCUUAGUCGAAACCUUCCGUUUUGGAUGAAAUACUGAUACAACCAUUGUACUUUUUCUAAAUAAUUACAUAAGUUUUUAUCCUUUUUAUUA